Hypomesus transpacificus is the source of this 1059-nucleotide messenger RNA. RefSeq names its product FH1/FH2 domain-containing protein 3-like. Gene Ontology annotation, biological process: sarcomere organization; cortical actin cytoskeleton organization; cardiac myofibril assembly. Gene Ontology annotation, cellular component: cytoplasm; cytoskeleton. The coding region runs from base 403 to 771 and encodes 122 amino acids. The transcript has 3 exons. Gene Ontology annotation, molecular function: actin filament binding. The record is from RefSeq and is a predicted model, not a curated record. Lineage: Eukaryota; Metazoa; Chordata; Actinopteri; Osmeriformes; Osmeridae.
GAGUCCCAUGCUCUGUACUCUACAGACGCCAAGUCCAGCAGUCCUGUCCGCAGUGUGCCUCAGCACCUUGCCUGCCCGCAAUGCCCUUCGACACUGCCGCUCCGCUCAUCUCAAGAGAACAUCAGAAACUCGGCAAGAGAGGAUAGAGACGAUAGGCUACAUUAGAACGAGCAGUAUUGGAAUAACUGUAACGAUUUUCCAGUGUAUUUAAACCUCUGCGGCUUUAGGAAGCGAAUGGAAAGACUCCAAGGAUAACAAGAGAAGCAGGGCUCGCUACUGCAGAGACAACCUGCCGGUGGAUCGCUGUCCCUGGUUGUCGCGGGGCUGCGCGUCAUAUCAAAGGGUUUCGAGGAGCAGCCACUUUUAGAACGACUUCUAAUAACCGUCUUGCAUGGAUGCAUCAUGGCUACGUUACUAUGCAGGGUGCAGUUCUUAGAUGAUACUGAUCCAUUCAACAGCACCAAUUUUCCAGAGCCAACAAGACCUCCUCAAUACACUUUCAGAGAGGAUAUCCCGCUCAUAAAUCAGAUUGCUGGAGUCCACAGGCUUCUCAAAGCCCCGCACAAGCUCGAUGACUGUGCCCUUCAGCUGUCCCACAAUGGAAGCUACCUGGACUUGGAAGCCACUCUGGCGGAGCAGCACGAUGAGUUGGAGGGCUUUCAGGAGGAAGGAGGGAGAAGCAAGAAGCACAGCAUCAUCCUGCGAACACAGCUGUCUGUCAGAGUUCACGCUUGCAUCGGUAAGUUACUUUUAAGUUUGCACAUUUUUUGACAUGUGGGCUUCAACACGUCACAUGAACAAACCGACAAAGAAUACAUACAGCAACUUCCUGUCUAAACGAGUCCCCAACAAGCUAACCGUUGGUUGUACAAUGUGUAAUGCUCGUAACAUAGGUACUCAAAAUCUACUUCUCAGGAGUGCAACUCUGUGUUUCUCUGCUCUGUGCAUUCUGGUGUGCCUGUUCUGCCCUGCAGAGCACUGCAUGCUGGGAUACAUAGAUAGUGGCAGAGGGUAGUGGGACCCUCAUGGACCUCCACCUCGUCUUCAACCUCUUCCUCC